AUGUCAAUUCAAAAUGGAAAUCAAUUAUAAUAUGUAAGUUAAUUAGUAUAGAUGUCAUUAAACUGUUUAUAAAUCUUAUUAUUUAAGUUAACAUUUAGUAUGCUUCAUCAUUUCUCAAAAUAUAGAUUCACUCUUAACAAAGUCGCCAACUUGGAUUCCAUCAAAGUGUUCAUUAAAGAUCUUAAGGAUGUAGCCUCAAUUGUUCCUUCCAAGUUGGACGAAACUGAAGUGUAGCUCUCUCUCUAAAUCCAUGCGCUGGAGAAGAAUUGGAAAAUCAAUUCAAAGUCUUUGGCCAAAGAGUACAAAUUCGAAACAUUCAAACAAGCAUUCGUGUUCAUGAACACAGUUUCCCACUUGGCAGAUCAGAUGAGUCAUUACCCCAAAUGGAUCAAUGUCUACAAUAAAUUAAGCGUGGAAAUAACGACCUAAGAUGUGAGUGGCAUUUCAGUAAAGGAUGUGCUCUUAGCUUACCUAAUGGAAUCAACCUACAAAGAUGUUAAAGAAUUGAACCCAGAACACGUUGGUGAGAUUUCAAAGGUGUCAGCUCCACAAUUGUUACAAAACUGGAAUGCAAAUUUCACUUAAUAUUAGGAGAUCUUGAAAAAAAAUGUUCACAAACUCUGA
This is a messenger RNA of Paramecium tetraurelia, 624 nucleotides long. RefSeq lists its product as uncharacterized. NCBI's taxonomy places the organism in Eukaryota, Ciliophora, Oligohymenophorea, Peniculida, Parameciidae. Gene Ontology annotation, molecular function: 4-alpha-hydroxytetrahydrobiopterin dehydratase activity. The transcript has 3 exons. Gene Ontology annotation, biological process: tetrahydrobiopterin biosynthetic process. The record is from RefSeq and is a predicted model, not a curated record.